AUGUCUGCCCAAGAAUACUAUGGCGGCGGCGGCGGUGGUGGCGGUGGUUAUCCUCAACAGCCUAAUCCCUCUUACGGUCCCCCGCAAGGCCAGUACGGUCCUCCCCAGGGCCAGUAUGGUCCCCCUCAAGGCCAAUAUUAUGGCCCGCCUCAGGGCCAGCCUCCCAUGCAGUACCAGCAAGCACCUCCUCCCCAGCAGCAAGGCGGUGGGAAGGGCGGCGGCAAUUGCUUGACAGCCUGUCUCGCGGCGCUCUGCUGUUGCUGCGUGUGCGAAGAAGGCUGUGAAUGCUGUUUCGAAUGUUGCGAUUGUCUCUUUUAA
Molecule: messenger RNA, 318 nt
Organism: Fusarium falciforme
Lineage: Eukaryota; Fungi; Ascomycota; Sordariomycetes; Hypocreales; Nectriaceae
Exons: 3
Coding region: 1-318 (105 amino acids)
Source: RefSeq, a predicted model, not a curated record